Coregonus sp. 'balchen' is the source of this 8759-nucleotide messenger RNA. NCBI's taxonomy places the organism in Eukaryota, Metazoa, Chordata, Actinopteri, Salmoniformes, Salmonidae. The record is from the annotation of a GenBank genome assembly.
AUGACAGGUGAGCAAUCAUGACAGGUGAGCAUAUUCUACAGUAUCUGCUCUGAUAUCCAUUUUUCAGGAUUCAUCUUUUAAAUAUGUGUGACUUAAAAUGACCACUAUGACGUUGUUAGAUAGCAGAUAGUCUUACCAAAGGGAAUUAAUGAUUACAGGAAUAGGAACAUUAGUUAUAUUAAUUAGGUAGGCCAGCUAAAAUAUUUAAAUCUCCACAAAGAACUUUGAAGAAGUAGGACACGGCUAGAGGCUCUUUCCCUGUCUUCAUUCCCUGUCUUCCCCCUCUCUUUCUCUCUCUCUCCCCCUUUCACUCAUCUGAUGUCAGACACCCUCUGCUCUUGGUAGGAGCCGCCAAAGAAAUGUGGAUUCCUUCAGGAGCAGAGGGAGUUUAACUGAGGAUUAGAGAUAACUAAUGGCUGCUUCUAGCCAAGUUGUACAUUGUAUUCCCUUGCCACAUGGCUAAUAGGCUACACAUGGGAUAGAUCAAGCAGGGACAGAGUAGAGAAUUCCUCUUGGAAUGAUUAUGAAGAUUCUGACUGACAUGUUAACUAUUCUCUAUGUGGUCUUAAUUGGCUUCGUGCCAGUCACUAUUUUGAACCUAAACAAAUGUUGACCUCAGUGUUUUACCCUUUCCUUGACACCCAACUGCACUCCUGGUCCCCUUCAGGUUUUCCCCUCCACCCCAGGCAGGCCUGUGCCCGCCAUGAUGAGCAGCUCAUCCAGCCCAGCUGAGUUCUACGGGGACAGCACCUCCCUCCUGUCCAUAGACUCCAGCGUCUUCUACAGCGAGCCCCCUCCUGUCUGUGACGGCCCACUGGACUUCUUCACCAUCAACGUGGGUGGCAGCCGCUACGUUCUCUCCCAGGAGCUGCUGGCAUCCCACCCAGAAACCCGGCUGGGCAAGCUGGCCCUGUCCACACGGGACUCUGCCCUGGAGCUCUGCGACGACGCUGACUUCCUGGAGAACGAGUUCUUCUUCGACCGCAGCUCACAGACCUUCCAGUAUGUGAUAAACUUCUACCGCACAGGCCACCUGCAUGUCAGGGAGGAGCUGUGCGUGCUCUCCUUCCUUCAGGAGAUUGAGUACUGGGGCAUCGAUGAGCUCCGCAUCAAUCCCUGCUGCCGUGACCGCUACUACCGCCGCAAGGAGCUCAAGAAGAGCCUGGAUGUACGGAACGAGGCUGAGGCCGACGAAAGCGAGGACGAAGAGUUCAACGGCGCUGCGUGCCCGGAUCUCCGGCGGUGCCUGUGGGACCUGCUGGAGAAGCCAGAGUCUUCACGAGCGGCACGCACCUUUGGCACGCUGUCCAUCAUCUUCGUGGCGGUGUCCAUUGUCAACAUUGUGCUCAUCUCGCUGGACCUGGGGGAUGUGGGAGGGAACGGGAUCGGUGACGAGAGCGGGGGCGAUGAUGGGGGUACACCUUUCUUCGUGGACGCACUGGAAUAUGUGUGCGUGGUGUGGUUCACCGGCGAGCUGGUGCUGCGCUUCGCCUGCGUGCGCGACAAGUGCCGCUUCACCCGUAGCGUUCCCAAUGUGAUCGACCUGCUAGCCAUCCUACCCUUCUACGUGACGCUGGCAGUGGAGAGUCUGCAUGGUGGCUCCACAGAGCUGGAGAACAUGGGCCGCGUGGUGCAGGUGCUCAGGCUCAUGAGGUCCCUCCGCAUGCUCAAACUGGGACGCCACUCCACAGGUAAUGUAGUCGUCUAUCCAUACAUACAGUAUAAGCAGCCAUUUUAAUCCUGUCAUGAUUCCUAAACCUGAUGCUUCUACCCAUCAGUUGUCAUGCCAAGCUGCAGUAGUCCAGGAUGUCAGAUUGUCCAGGAUCUCAAAGUUGAUUUUGAAGGUAGCAAUCCAGUCGAGAUACAUCAUUAUUUUCAAAUGAUACAGUGAGGGAAAAAAUUAUUUGAUCCCCUGCUAAUUUUGUACGUUUGCCCACUGACAAAGAAAUGAUCAGUCUAUAAUUUUAAUGGUAGGUUUAUUUGAACAGUGAUAGACAGAAUAACAACAAAGAAAUCUAGAAAAACACAUGUCAAAAAUGUUAUAAAUUGAUUUGCAUUUUAAUGAGGGAAAUAAGUAUUUGACCCCUCUGCAAAACAUGACUUAGUACUUGGUGGCAAAACCCUUGUUGGCAAUCACAGAGGUCAGACGUUUCUUGUAGUUGGCCACCAGGUUUGCACACAUCUCAGGAGGGAUUUUGUCCCACUCCUCUUUGCAGAUCUUCUCCAAGUCAUUAAGGUUUCGAGGCUGAUGUUUGGCAACCUUCAGCUCCCUCCACAGAUUUUCUAUGGGAUUAAGGUCUGGAGACUGGCUAGGCCACUCCAGGACCUUAAUGUGCUUCUUCUUGAGCCACUCCUUUGUUGCCUUGGCCGUGUGUUUUGGGUCAUUGUCAUGCUGGAAUACCCAUCCACGACCCAUUUUCAAUGCCCUGGCUGAGGGAAGGAGGUUCUCACCCAAGAUUUGACGGUACAUGGCCCCGUCCAUCGUCCCUUUGAUGUGGUGAAGUUGUCCUGUCCCCUUAGCAGAAAAAGCAUAAUGUUUCCACCUCCAUGUUUGACGGUGGGGAUGGUGUUCUUGGGGUCAUAGGCAGCAUUCCUCCUCCUCCAAACACGGCGAGUUGAGUUGAUGCCAAAGAGCUCCAUUUUGGUCUCAUCUGACCACAACACCCAGUUCUCCUCUGAAUCAUUCAGAUGUUCAUUGGCAAACUUCUGACAGGCAUGUAUAUGUGCUUUCUUGAGCAGGGGGACCUUGCGGGCACUGCAGGAUUUCAGUCCUUCACGGUGUAGUGUGUUACCAAUUGUUUUCUUGGUGACUAUGGUCCCAGCUGCCUUGAGAUCAUUGACAAGAUCCUCCUGUGUUUUUCUGGGCUGAUUCCUCACUGUUCUCAUGAUCAUUGCAACUCCAUGAGGUGAGAUCUUGCAUGGAGCCCCAGGCCGAGGGAGAUUGACAGUUCUUUUGCGUUUCUUCCAUUUGCGAAUAAUCACACCAAAUGUUGUCACCUUCUCACCAAGCUGCUUGGCGAUGGUCUUGUAGCCCAUUCCAGCCUUGUGUAGGUCUACAAUCUUGUCCCUGACAUCCUUGGAGAGCUCUUUGGUCUUGGCCAUGGUGGAGAGUUUGGAAUCUGAUUGAUUGAUUGCUUCUGUGGACAGGUGUCUUUUAUACAGGUAACAAACUGAGAUUAGAAGCACUCCCUUUAAGAGUGUGCUCCUAAUCUCAGCUCAUUACCUGUAUAAAAGACACCUGGGAGCCAGAACUCUUUCUGAUUGAGAGGGGGUCAAAUACUUAUUUCCCUCAUUAAAAUGCAAAUCAAUUUAUAAUAUUUUUGACAUGCGUUUUUCUAGAUUUUGUUGUUGUUGUUCUGUCUCUCACUGUUCAAAUAAACCUACCAUUAAAAUUAUAGACUGAUCAUUUCUUUGUCAGUGGGCAAACGUACAAAAUCAGCAGGGGAUCAAAUACUUUUUUCCCUCACUGUAUAUCACACCUUAUUUUUUCUUCCAGCAACUCAUUAGGUGAUUGUAGAUGUGUGAGAGUAACCAGGAUGUAAAAAGUACAGCAGAGAGUAACCAGGAUGUAAAAAGUACAGCAGAGUAGUCGGACAAGAUGUCUGGUGUUACUUGUAAAACAGUGUGUUGUUGUAGCCUGUAGGCAAAACAUUCUGAAGAAUCUGUUGAAACUAUAAGAAUAGAAAGAUUCAGAACUUUUGUGGAACAUCACAGCACAGUGGAAAAAUAUAUGGCAGCUAGAAAUCAAAACAGGAUGGUCUUCAGAGAUAGAUGGGAGGGGUUGAGGUUAGCUGAAGGCUGGGACAAAAAACAAACAAAAGAUAACUAAUGUAAAAUAUACUGUUGUGAAAUGUAUGUAGUCUGUCUAAGCUGGAAGUAUUGUUGUCCAUUAGUUUACUCCAAUUAGGGGAGGGGUUAGGGGAAUAUAAUAAAGAAGGAAAAUAUAUUUUUUUAAAGUAUCUUUAAAAUAAUAUAUAUAUUUACAAAAAUAUAUAUAUAUGGGGAUUGGAAAUUAUGCAGACAAUUACAUAGAUAGAAGCCACAAUCUAUCUGCAAUAUUAAAGCUGAUCUACCCCCUAAAAAAAUAUCAAGAUAUAAUCUGAAGUUGUAAUCCAAUUCUUAGUUUUUCUGUGAUAAAACUAGCUUCUGACCCAGGAGAGAUUAUACUGUGAAGUCUCUUGGAGUCUGAGAGAUUUUUCAGGGUAAUAGAAAGCCUGGGAGAGAACUAAAUAGCAAAGGUGAGAAAUGGAACCAGUUGGGCUGACAGAUGGGGGCCUGACAGAUGAGUCCAUUUGUGUAUGUCUGUGUACGUUUGCGUGCGUGCGCGUGAAUGGCUUUGUUUUUGGGGAGGAGUGAUCUUGCCAAUAACUGUAACAUUUUGUAAACAAAGAUAUGUUUUCUAUACUGUUUGACCACUAUAGAAAAAACGUUAUACUUAUCUCCUAUUUUAAUAUAAUAUAAUUAUUUCCUCUGCUCCUGAAGCUCUCUGGGCACAGCACUCAGGGUGUGUUCCAAUCUGAUUAGAUAAAGGAAAAACAGAUCAAACAAAAGCAAUAUGAAAACCUGAAGCUCAGAGAGACCGUCAAGCUGGCAUUGUCCUUGAGAGUGUAUUAUUAUUAUUAUUAUUAUUAUUAUUAUUAUUAUUAUUAUUAUUAUUAUGAACCCUCCUUGUUUGUGCUCUUGGAAAGCACCCAUAUAAUCUAAUAAAGGACCCAGCUAGCACAUAACGUUCUGAGAACCAUAUGUUUCUUAGAGCUUGGUGAGAGUGUGGUUGUCCUAUGGUUAUUUUGCAUACAACCUUCCCACAAACUUCUGUGAAUGGUGCAGGAUAGUUGCUUGACUUUGUAACAUUCUCAGCACUUUUAUGAAACUUGACAAAAAAAAGUUAUUUUAUUACUUUAACAAAACAUGUCCUAAAAGUUCAAACAUUUCAUUUACAUUUUGGUAAUGUUCUAGGAACGUUCUCCAACUUGUUUGAAAUUGGGAAUGUUCUCAAAUAGUUCAGAGAACGUUAAGAAACAACAUUAUUCUGUGGGAAUUUCAGUAGUUCAGCAUAACGUUUCCUACAUGUUUCUUCAUGGUUCUAUUUAAAGUCAUGUUCUCAAAUUGUUCCGAGAACGUUAUGAAAACUUUCCAUAAAAACCACAAGAAAACUUUAGUAACGUUCAGAGAACAUUUCAAGAAUGUGAAUGAAAAACAUAUACAUUCUGUUCUCAGCAUCAACAAAACUCACUGUAUCAUCCAUCUUGUUAAGUGUUCCUUUAAAAGGUUUGAAUAGACUAAAAUGAACUGCUUUGUGUGGGUAAAAAAAACAUGGCAUGCUAGCUCCCUCCUGGUGGCACAAUGGACUAAUUCCAUGGAUAGAGAUCAGAUGAACAUAGGUAUGAAUCACACUGAUGCCGUGCCAUAAUAAAAAAAUACAUUUGUUUGCAUGAUUAAUGCCUAAGCAAAUAAAUGUCCAUGUGUCCUAUCUGUGGUUGGAAUUCAAAACAGUUAACCCAAACUAAGCUAGCAGUGUUGUCUUAUUGAAACAUGUUCUCAGAACAUUAUUUAAUUACCUUCAAAUAACCUAUAAUUUCCAUUCUCAGAACGUUAAUAAAAGCUCCCAAGAAAACUUUCAGUGAACCAUAGUAAAACAUUCUCAGAACCUCCCUGCUACCUAAAAAUGUAAGUUCCCAGAACAGGCAACAUUUUCACUUCCGUUCUCAGAACGUUUAUAAAACAUUCAGUUUUACCGGUCAGGAAAUGUAUGGCUUCAUUUGCAGAACCAAUGGGAAACCAAAAUCGUGCGUUCCCACAACUUCCAAAGAACCAAAUGUACUAGCUGGGGAGUCCUUGCCUGCAAAACCAAAUGGGCUCAAAGACAGACAAUAUGAUAUGAGAAUGUAAUAUCAAUAUCAUUUCUAUUCAUCUUUCAGUGGAUUUAUUUUCCAUAGAUCUCAUUUUGAUCCCAUAUAGUUUCACAAUAGUGUUUCAGCACAUCAAAAGAACAUAAAAAGUAUACUUACUUGGCAAACUUCACCCAAUAUAUAUUUUCUACUUGAGGAGUUUGGAGAGCUUACAAGCAAUUUCAUCGCGUGAAUAUUCCUACCACCUGCUCAGUUGUGUAUAUUUCGAGUUUUGCAGUUUUUUUAACUGCCAGCUUGCUGUUACAUUUCCCCCACUAAAUUCUCAGUCAUGAGUUUCACACGUCAUCACUUGUCGUUUUUUACAUGAGCUGUUUGUGGAAUAUAAGUUGGAUAGAUGCACUACAUUAUCUUCAAGUUAGGCAAGUGAAAAGGUAUUAAGACUGACUUACAGUGCCUUGCAAAAGUAUUCAUCCCCCUUGGCGUUUUUCCUAUUUUGUUGCAUUACAACCUGUAAUUUAAAUGGAUUUUUAUUUGGAUUUCAUGUAAUGGACAUACACAAAAUAGUCCAAAUUGGUGAAGUGCAAUGAAAAAAAUAACUUGUUUCAAAAAAUUCAAAAAAAUAAAUAACGGAAAAGUGGUGCGUGCAUAUGUAUUCACCCCCUUUGCUAUGAAGCCCCUAAAAAUGAUCUGGUGCAACCAAUUACCUUCAGAAGUCACAUAAUAAGUUAAAUAAAGUCCACCUGUGUGAAAUCUAAGUGUCAUAUUAUCUCAGUGUAUAUAUACACCUGUUCCGAAAGGCCCCAGAGUCUGCAACACCACUAAGCAAGGGGCACCACCAAGCAAGCGGCACCAUGAAGACCAAGGAGCUCUCCAUACAGGUCAGGGACAAAGUUGUGGAGAAGUACAGAUCAGGGUUGGGUUAUAAAAAAAUAUCUGAAACUUUGAACAUCCCACGGAGCACCAUUAAAUCCAUUAUUAAGAAAUUGAAAGAAUAUGGCACCACAACAAACCUGCCAAGAGAGGGCCACCCACCAAAACUCACAGACCAGGCAAGGAGGGCAUUAAUCAGAGAGGCAACAAAGAGACCAAAGAUAAUCCUGAAGGAGCUGCAAAGCUCCACAGCAGAGAUUGGAGUAUCUGUCCAUAGGACCACUUUAAGCCGUACACUCCACAGAGUUGGGCUUUACGGAAGAGUGGCCAGAAAAAAGCCAUUGCUUAAAGAACAAAAUAAGCAAACACAUUUGGUGUUCGCCAAAAGGCAUGUGGGAGACUCCCCAAACAUAUGGAAGAAGGUACUCUGGUCAGAUGAGACUAAAAUUGAGCUUUCUGGCCAUCAAGGAAAACGCUAUGUCUGGCGCAAACUCACGGACCAGGCAAGGAGGGCAUUAAUCAGAGAGGCAACAGAGAGACCAAAGAUAACCCUGAAGGAGCUGCAAAGCUUUUUGGCCAUCAAGCAAAACGCAAUGUCUGGUGCAAACCCAACACCUCUCAUCACCCCGAGAACACCAUCCCCACAGUGAAGCAUGGUGGUGGCAGCAUCAUGCUGUGGGGAUGUUUUUCAUCGGCAGGGACUGGGAAACUGCUCAGAAUUGAAGGAAUGAUGGAUGGUGCUAAAUACAGGGACAUUCUUGAAGGAAACCUGUUUCAGUCUUCCAGAGAUUUGAGACUGGGACGGAGGUUCCCCUUCCAGCAGGACAAUGACCCUAAGCAUACUGCUAAAGCAACACUCGAGUGGUUUAAGGGGAAACAUGUAAAUGUCUUGGAAUGGCCUAGUCAAAGCCCAGACCUCAAUCCAAAUGAGAAUCUGUGGUAUGACUUAAAGAUUGCUGUACACCAGCGGAACCCAUCCAACUUGAAGGAGCUGGAGCAGUUUUGCCUUGAAGAAUGGGCAAAGAUCCCAGUGGCUAGAUGUGCCAAGCUUAUAGAGACAUACUCCAAUAGACUUGCAGCUGUAAUUGCUGCAAAAGGUGGCUGUACAAAGGGGGGGGGGGGGGGGGGGGUAUAUCAACUGAUACAAACACCCAAAAAUUCCAUUUCAAAUUCCAGGUUGUAAGGCAACUAAAUAGGAAAAAUGCCAAGGGGGGUGAAUACUUUCGCAAGCCACUGUAAGAGUUAAUUAUUAAGGUAAAUUAUUCUACACUUGAAAGUGUGCACCUGCCACACUCUGUAAGAUUUGCAUACCAUCAAAGAGUGUAUACUUUCAGCAUUCUCUUCCAACAGAUGGCGUCAUUCUAACGCAUCAGUGCAGACAGCCGUCAGACUAUCUGACAUUAGACAAUGCACUUUCAGGUGUAUGACCUGAAUAAGUAAUCUGUCAUUUAAUCUCCUGAACUGAUGUAUAAUUGACCCCAGCCCUCUGUAUCCCUGUGUCCCCCAGGCCUCAAAUCCCUGGGUCUGACCAUCACCCAGUGCUACGAGGAGGUGGGUCUCCUGCUCCUCUUCCUCUCCGUGGGCAUCUCCAUCUUCGCCACGGUGGAGUUCGCCCUGGAGCAUGAGAUCCCCGGCACCACCUUCAGAAGCGUGCCCUGUGCCUGGUGGUGGGCCACCACCUCCAUGACCACGGUUGGCUACGGAGACAUCUGCCCCGACACCACCCUGGGCAAAGUUCUGGCCUUUCUCUGCAUCCUGUCUGGCAUCCUCAUCUUGGCACUGCCCAUCGCUAUCAUCAACGACCGCUUCUCUGCCUACUACUUCACCCUCAAGAUGAAGGAGGCGGCGCUGCGGCACGGGGAGGCGCUCAAGAGGCUGGCGCGGGGUUCGCUGGGUGACACGGAGGUGGGUGGGGCAGCAGGGGGAGGAGGGAUGAACCUGAGGGAUGCUUACGCCAGGAGUGUGAUGGAGAUGCUGAGGCUGCAGGGGAGGGAGAGGGCCAGCACACGGAGUAGUGGAGGGGGCGAGCUCUGGUGGUAG